Phalaenopsis equestris is the source of this 2840-nucleotide messenger RNA. Its product is annotated as zinc finger CCCH domain-containing protein 24. Gene Ontology annotation, molecular function: metal ion binding; RNA methyltransferase activity. The coding region runs from base 94 to 2580 and encodes 828 amino acids. Lineage: Eukaryota; Viridiplantae; Streptophyta; Magnoliopsida; Asparagales; Orchidaceae. Gene Ontology annotation, biological process: RNA processing. The transcript has 14 exons. The record is from RefSeq and is a predicted model, not a curated record.
CUUUUGAGUUAUCAUUACGGUACCAAGGGUUUAGGGUUUUGGGCUUUGGGUAUCGUUCUGAUUGCUCGAGUAAGCAAGGCAAGGACGGCGUCGAUGGAGAUUGCACCGGAGGAGAAUCCGGCGACGGCUGGAGGCGAAAGUGAACAGACCCCUCCACCAUCAAAUGCUCCCUACCCUUUGCUCGGAGACGAUGAUCGAAGUUGCGGAUUGAAACGGAGGAGAUUGGAGGAGGAUGAUGAUGAGAAGGAAGUAAAGAGCUCUGUUCCUUCCGGUGAAGCCGGUGAAGUUUCUUCCGGUGAAGCCGGUGGGCUGCGAGAGCAAGGAGUGGAUUUGCAUUCUCUCUGGAAGACAAGUCUCUGUUCCUUUUUCCGCCGGCCGCCUGGAGGGAUCUGCCGGCACGGCGACGACUGCCGCUAUGCCCACGGGGAGGCCGAGCUUCGGCCUCGUCCCGAUAAAUCUUGGGAUCCGACAUCUGAAAGAGCUAAGAAACUUAUCAAGGCCAACGAUGGCGACAAUGUCUCGAGCGUAACCGAGGAAUACGAAUAUGCUACCGUUGAUUUGAACAGACUUGACAAGUGCUUGAUAGGUCUCCCUAAAAGUUGGGCUUUGGAAAAUCUUAAGAGCUUCCUUGAUGGUCAGGGAAUUUCUUAUAAAAGAGUCAAAAAGAAGAAAGGAAUGAAUGUAGGUUUUGUGAGUUUUGAUGAUGGUGAACAGAUUAUAAGUGCUAUUGAGGUUUUGAAGGUAAAUCCUCUUAAUAGUAAACAAGUAAAGGUUGCUGAUGCAGUAUGCAGAUCUCAGAAAAAGAAGCAAACAAUGGAAAUCACUAUGUGCAGCACACGUAAUGAAGAUGACUCUUUUCUUGCCUCAGGGAAUAAUGCUGCUUUUGGCUCUUCAAAUGAAGAAGGUAUUGUUGCAAAGGCUAAAGCUGUUUGUGAUGUAGUUACCCCUCUCGCUCAAAUGUCCUACAGUGAUCAACUAGAGCACAAGAGGAAUUCAUUGCUUCAAACACUUAAACGACUUACGCGCCAUGCACGCAAGGCUUGUCCAGAUGCAGUUCCUGUUCCAGAUUGGAUUUUGAAAUCUCAUGAAAUUGGAGGUCUUCCGUGCAAACUUGAAGGAAUAAUGGAAUCUCCACUGGUCGAUGGUUAUCGGAAUAAGUGCGAGUUUUCAGUUGGAUGUUCUUUAGAGGGUAAAGUGACUGUGGGCUUUAUGCUUGGGAAUUUCAGAGAGGGGGUCACAGCAGUAGAAGAACCUGGCAGCUGUCCAAAUGUCUCAAGAAUAUCUUGCAAAUAUGCUUUGCUUUUUCAAGAUUUCCUUCAGACUUCUGAACUGCCUGUUUGGAAUAGAAUCGACAAUAUUGGGUUUUGGCGGCAAUUUACGGUUAGAGAGGGAAGAUGCCCUAGUCCAGUGGCUCUUAAUGGAAGUGUAGUUAAUGAAAUUGCGGAGGUCAUGCUUAUUGUACAGGUUUGUUCGUUGGGUCACGAAGAAGAACAAAUCAGAGGCGAAUUUAAUAGAAUGGCACAUGCUUUAGUGCAUGGAGCAGCUGCUUGUUCACCUCCCCUGCCUCUCACAGCAAUAGUAGUGCAGGACCACAGGGGAAUAUCAAAUGUUGCCCCUUCUAAUUGCCCAUUGAUAACAUUGCAAUUACCCAAGGUGGAUGACGGCAGUGAUUCAGGAGCAACAAGCACUGCUGAAGCGAGAAUUCAUGACUAUAUCAGCAAUCUUCGAUUUUCCAUAUCACCAACAGCAUUUUUUCAAGUUAACACUCUUGCUGCCGAGAAAUUAUAUUCCCUUGCUGGUAAUUGGGCGGAGUUAAGUCCUGAUACAAUACUGUUUGACAUUUGCUGUGGUACCGGAACUAUAGGCCUUACUUUGGCUCAUCGAGUUGGAAUGGUUGUGGGCGUAGAAAUGAACGAGUCUGCUGUCUCAGAUGCAAAAAGAAAUGCAGAGAUUAAUGGUAUAAAGAACUGCAGAUUUAUCUGUGGAAAGGCUGAAGAUGUGAUGGGGUCUGUAUUAAAAGAAUACCUCGAUGCACCGCAGCACCAUGACAAAGCGAUUGAUGCAUCUGCAGAUAAUCUUAGGACCGUUGUGGCAACAAAGCAAAAUGAAGGCGGCGGCGACGUUCCUCUCGCUGCAAGAUGUAGUAGUAACACGAGUAAUGAUAAUGCAAAGUUUACACACAAUCUGGAAAACUCGUUACCUGUAGAGAGUUCGGUAAGCGAUGCAGCUGUGCAUAAGUUCAAUAGAGUUGUCGCCAUUGUCGAUCCUCCACGAGUUGGACUUCAUCCUACUGUGAUUAAGGCUCUGAGGACUCAUCCACGGAUUCGCCGGGUCGUCUACAUCUCCUGCAACCCAGAAACUCUGGUUGCAAACGCCAUAGAACUAUGCACACCAACUGCUGAUAAACAGGAAAAAGGAAAGGGUAACAGAGGCUGGAGGAAGAUGAGCAAUGCCGGUCUGGCGAGGUACAGGGUGAAGUCGAUGCCGAGCUCCGAUGCCUUCCGACCUGUAAGGGCCAUCGGCAUUGAUUUGUUCCCGCACACACCUCACUGCGAGAUGGUGAUGCUGUUGGAGAGGUAAGGAUCUCCAUUGAUGUGGUUCUGAUCUUCUCCAACACUAUAAGUAUGGUGAUUUAGAGUUUAUUUGCAUGGGAAUGUAAGACUACGCCACAUUUUUGUUGAGUAAUUCUGUCAUAUUCUUAUAGAUGAAAUCUGAUGAAGAAGUCUCAGAAUUUCUCUCUAUGUUGAAGGCAAUAAAAGAUGCAUUAUUUGUAGGAAAUUAAGUAAAAGUACUUUACAUAUAUGACAUUUGCAUGCAUACCGCCCAAUUCCUAUGUAUGU